AUGUCUAAGUGUACAGGUUCGGGCUUCCAACUCUUCAUCACCAUCGGCAUCCUCUACGCCUACCUCUUCGGCGCCGUCGUGGAGUCCUGGCGGUGGCUGGUCCUCGUCUGCGCGGCCGUUGGGGGCGUCUACCUCCUGCUGGCGAUCUUCAUCAAGGAAUCUCCCACCUUUCUGCUGUCUAAGGGCAAGGAGGAGGAAGCGAGGCAGUCUAUGCAGAAAAUCCUACGACAUCGAACAAGAGAUGAAGCCCUGAAGGAGUCCUUGGGAGCAGCCAAGAACAAGGUCUCCUUAUCUGAUCUCAGGGAGCCUUAUAUCCUGAAGCCCUUGGCCAUUACCCUCGCCCUUAUGGUUUUCCAGCAGCUCGCGGGGGUCAACGCUGUGAUAUAUAACAUUAAUCUCAUCUUCCAG
This is a messenger RNA of Penaeus vannamei (Pacific white shrimp), 408 nucleotides long. The record is from RefSeq and is a predicted model, not a curated record. NCBI's taxonomy places the organism in Eukaryota, Metazoa, Arthropoda, Malacostraca, Decapoda, Penaeidae.